Molecule: messenger RNA, 1954 nt
Organism: Aphanomyces astaci
Lineage: Eukaryota; Oomycota; Saprolegniomycetes; Saprolegniales; Verrucalvaceae
Exons: 3
Coding region: 103-1872 (589 amino acids)
Biological process (GO): membrane protein proteolysis
Cellular component (GO): lysosomal membrane; lumenal side of endoplasmic reticulum membrane; cytoplasmic side of endoplasmic reticulum membrane
Molecular function (GO): aspartic endopeptidase activity, intramembrane cleaving
Source: RefSeq, a predicted model, not a curated record
CAAACGACAUGCACUAAUGAUGGCACUAAUUCGAUAGAUUCGAGAUUUUAUCCGGAAAUCCAAUGGAGUUGAAUCAUACCACCCUCCUUGGCGGCUGUGAGGAUGCGGCUUCGAGUGUGUUUCCUGGCGCCGGCCAUUGGUCUUGUGGCAUGCAAGAACUUGUCUGCCGCAGAGAGCAUCAACACGCUUGCCAGUCAUGCGACCGUGCCGCUCCCAAACAUCUCCUUGGCGGUGCUGGAACUCACGUCGCUGGACAACAAGGUGUCCACGAGCAUGUAUGUGUCUCCGUCACUGUUCGGUCCACCUCUUCCCGCCGCGGUCACGUCCACGUCGUACCUGUCCUUUGCGUUGGCAAACCCGCUCGAUGCGUGUGCACCACUUGUGUCGUCCGUGCAAGACCAGGCGGUGCUCGUCGAUCGCGGCGAUUGCUCGUUUGAAACCAAGGUGCUUCAUGCGCAAGCCGCCGGUGCCGCGCUCGUGCUUGUCCGAGACACUCCCUCUGCCGCCUUGAAGCAGCCCAACCAAGUGGACUGCACCCUCGGGGCCGGUGACUUUUGCGAAGAAAGCGCCAAUUGCGCCAGUUCAACUUGUGUGUUCGCGCCGCUGCAUCAAGAGCGCUGCUGCGUGCGCAACAUCCUCAUCGCCAUGAACGGCUCGACGGCGCCCGGUAUGUCGUCCUCCGUGACCAUUCCCAGCGUCUACCUGACCGUGCUGGACGGAGCGACGGUCGAGAACUUCUUUGUCGAACACCCGAACGCGACGUUCGUGACCGUGUCGCUGCCCCAGGAUGAAAGUCCGUGGAACUGGAGCAUGCUGCUCAUUUGGGCACUCGGGGUCUCCAUCGUCGUGUUCUCUGCCUACUAUUCAGCGGCCAAGGAGCGCCUCUUUGCCGCGCACGUGCAUGCGUCGUCCGCCCCUGACCUGCCGCCGUCCGUCCUACUCCACCACACGUACUCGCCGAUCCGCGACGCGCACGAAGAGCCGCUCAACAUGACCCUGCAGCACGCGCUUCUCUUCCUCGUCAUGGGCUCGUGCAUGCUGCUGCUCAUGUACUACGUCCACGUGAUCCUGUUUGUCCAGUGCCUAUUUGCGCUCGCGGCGUGGGUAUGCCUCACCCACCUGCUCACGUACCCGCUGCUCACCCACGUCCUGCCCCUUCACCAAGGCGUCGGGUGCAACUGGCCGGCGUUCUGGAGCGUAUGGCCAUCGCUGGCGCUCGUUGUGUGGUGGUUUCUCGAGCGGCAUCACCCGUUCGUGUGGAUAUUGCAAAACUUUCUCGGCAUUUGCCUCUGCGUUGUGUUUGUCGACUCGAUUCACAUUCAAAGUCUCAAGGUGGCAACCGUACUCCUUGGCGUUGCGUUUGCGUACGAUGUAUUUUUCGUCUAUUUUUCCCCCCUUGUGUUUGGGUCGAACGUGAUGGUCGAAGUCGCGUCCCGAGGCGGCAAAGUGUCGCUCGAUUUGAACGCGUUCUGCCUACGCCACCCCGAGUCUGCGGCCUGCGGUCACGACACCAUUCCCCUCGUGCUCACGAUUCCGCUGGUGCUGUCCAACUACGGUGGCAACUCGCUGCUCGGGCUCGGGGACAUCGUCCUCCCGGCACUUCUCGCGUCCUUCGCCCUGCGCGUCGACUACUGCCACGCCCGCCCCCUGACCAAAGGCUACUUUGUGUGGGCGUGCGUCGCGUACGCCGUGGGGCUGCUGGGCGCCAACGUGAUGGCGAUCGUGCUGCAGAACUUCGUGGCGGGCCAGCCGGCGCUCAUGUACAUCGUGCCGACGAUGGUCGGUGCCGUGGUCUACUUGGCGUGGUCGAAAGGACCCGACGAGUUUCAAGAGAUGUGGGACGGACCUGCUUGUCUUGCAAUGGACGCGUAACAACAACAAUAUAUGCGAGUAGUAUACUUGGAAGUAUAGAUAUACUAUUAGUAUAUGAACCAAACCACAACACAACGUUUAG